AUGGCCGAACAUGAUGGCAGACACCUUGGACUCUAUUCCCAGUGUGGAAUCUGUACAGAUAUGAUAUUCAGACAUGAAAGGGUGAUAGCAAUCUAUGGCAACCAUGAUUCGGCGUCUUUCAGUGGCCGCACCCGACCUUUCCCUUUCCCACAGCCCGGCUACCUCAUGACCGAGGUUGAUGGCUUUCGCUUAUGCCGCUACCCGAACUGCAAGAAGUGCGCUCUCUCACCAGAGUUUGUUCCAAUUCACUUCGACUGUUAUUCGAUCUUUAUCAAGGAGUGCCCUAUUCAAGAUACGGAUGCCUUGCGCCGGCUCUGGGUGCGCUCUGCGUGGAGAACACCUUGGCGAGGGGCGCAACCUCUUUAUCUUUCUGGCCAGCAAGUAGGAUCAGACAUGCUGAAGAGAAUGUCCGAGAUGUGCGGUCUGCCCGAAAUGUGCCGCUUGCCGCGUGAGCUGCUCGAGGAUGGUCUGCUGCGUCUCAAACUGCCAUACACACGACCUGCACUCCCAAUGUGGAACACGCCUACACCGCCAGAUCUGUCCUCCUGUAAAGCUUAUGGCUCAAGCUUUUCGUCCUCGCAGUGUUUUCAUGCCGUUGAAGCGGACAGAAUAAGCGGUAUAACCUUUUUCUUCUCCUCGGGCCAGCUCUUUGGCAUCCACGUUCACAACUCGGAAGAAUCAACCGCUAUAGCUACCUACGAAGGUUUCAGCAGAAGACGCCAACGAGGUAUUAUUUGGAUCUAUCUGCCUAUCUCCAAGAACGAUAGGAUACUUGUUCUUGGUGUUCGUCAAGGACGUCGGGCGGGUACGAACAUCCUUAUGAGGACAAGACACGUCGGUGAUAUCAUCAUUGGAGAACACAUUGUAGGUGAAUUCAAGGAUAUGUGUCUGGGCAGGUCUGCCCCUAUGACCAUAGUCUACGGCGAGCCCCGAGAGGGAUCCCCAGUCACAUUCUUUGGUGCAUAUUGCAAGCCUACCUGCCAGCCUGAACUUCCCAGCCCAUUUCCAUUGGUAAGAUCCAGCCCUAAUCCUCUCGGUGCCGAGGCAUACUUCUCUUGGGCAUCUCUGGACUGUAUCUCAUCGACCUUGACCUUCAAAGACCGGGAAACCGGAUUUUGUAAAGGUAUAAUGUUUCAGUACCAAAAUGGUGGCUGUCGAACGGUUGGACAAUGUCGCUGGCAUCUAGAUUUGGUCACAAGAGUCGAACAUCCACACGUAUUUCAGUACAAAACUGAGUCGUAUCCGUCGCGCUGGAAUACGCUGCUCCAUGCAGUACGAGUGAAGUUCCAGCAUCAUUCACAAGACCAACGAGCCGACGAAGACUGGAAAUGCCAGCCACUAAAUGGCUUUGUACAAUUCUGGUUCACAAGUGAAUCGACGUGUUUGGCUAUAGAAAGUGGGUAA
Molecule: messenger RNA, 1404 nt
Organism: Fusarium poae
Lineage: Eukaryota; Fungi; Ascomycota; Sordariomycetes; Hypocreales; Nectriaceae
Exons: 3
Coding region: 1-1404 (467 amino acids)
Source: RefSeq, a predicted model, not a curated record